Molecule: messenger RNA, 988 nt
Organism: Arachis ipaensis
Lineage: Eukaryota; Viridiplantae; Streptophyta; Magnoliopsida; Fabales; Fabaceae
Product: BI1-like protein
Cellular component (GO): membrane
Source: RefSeq, a predicted model, not a curated record
AUCCGAAAUGCGUGGUGAGCAAGAGAUGCACGGUUACACGGCGGUGAGCACCGGCAAGCGGGAGGAUUACGACGUCGAGUCAGGGGAGACUCUCUACCCAGGUCUCAGUGUCGGCGAGAACCAGCUCCGCUGGGGAUUCAUCCGCAAGGUCUACGGGAUCCUCUCCGCGCAGAUCGUGCUCACCACCAUCGUAUCCUCCAUCACCGUCUUCUACACUCCCAUCAACGCUCUCCUUAGGGGCAGUCCUGGCCUCCUCUUCUUCGUCCUCUUCCUCCCCUUCAUAUUCUUGUUCCCUCUACUCAAGUACCAGCAGAAGCAUCCCCACAACUACGUCUUGCUUGGGCUUUUCACCGCUUCAAUAAGUCUAACUGUUGGAGUUACUUGUGCCAACACAGAUGGAAAAAUUGUCCUUGAAGCUUUGAUUUUGACCUCAGCAGUGGUUUCCUCUCUAACUGGCUAUGCCUUCUGGGCAUCCAAGAAGGGCAAGGAUUUCAGUUACCUUGGUCCAUUUUUGUUCACCUGCCUCUUCACUCUGAUCCUGGUCGGCAUGAUGCAGAUGUUCUUCCCCCUCGGCUCAACAGCAAAUGCUAUCUAUGGUGGAGUUGGUGCCAUUAUUUUCUCUGGUUUUGUUGUCUAUGACACUGAAAACCUGAUCAAGCGAUUUACCUAUGAUGAGUACAUUGGAGCCUCGGUCACUCUCUAUCUUGAUAUACUCAACCUGUUCCUGGCCAUCUUGAGGGUGCUGAGACAAGGAAAUAACUAAUUUUUCAUACUCUUGUAAAUUUGAUAUUUGAGUAAAAUCAAUGAAAAUAACUUCUUUUGCUUUUCAGUAAUACAGUAAGAAGCUGGUAUAUGAAAAUACCCUUGUCCUUUGACAGUAAUGUGUUGACAAGGAAGAUGGUUUGUUUACUAUUGGAUAAUCAAUGUGAUAUUAUUAUGUGUCUUCUAUAGAAUUGUGUUGCUGCUGCUACUUGCUUUCUGGUUGCUA